UGCAGAAAGUUGCUUAUCUGGCUUACAACGACCAGCUGCCACACAAUUUUAACGGUACAAGAGGCGGCCACACGAAGGGUGUGCUCUUGGCGGGACACGGCAUCGACAUGGGCACCGUCUGGCUCCAGCAUAGCGUGCCAAGGUUCAUCGACGACGUCAGCAAGGGCUAUACGUACCCGAGCAACGGCCGAGAGAACGGACAACUGUUCUUCUGCAUCACAUUUCCUCUAGCAGCGGUGGAAACAAUUUCAUACCACCUUCAAGUGCAGGCUGCGAACGUGUACCAGACACGCUACCUGCCAUGGGUGGAGAAAUUCCCGCAAUUUUCUGCAUUGCUGAAGAAGAAAUACAUGAAGAAGUUCAACGACAUACAAGUUGACAUUCUGCUUACUCGGAAGAAGAGACCCGUUUUGGCUAUUGCAAAGUCGCCCAAAUGGAUGAGAGACAUCUAUACGGAAGAGCUCAGUAGGAAAAUAGAAGACAGUAUGACCGUACAGACCUGGAAGAACGGUGCCGGUGGAGCACAAGAUAUGUACUGCAAAGGCAAAUACACCGUCACUGAUGUUCAGUACGUUAGCGUGAAUACUCAAAGUGGACUUCUACAGUUCUCAAGUCGUGAGGACCACAGCAAGUGGUCCGUCGCACGAACUAAGGGAGUAUUCUGCUUUUCCAGCCUGAACCGCAUGAUUUCCCAGUGGAGGCGAGGAGGCGAAAUUACGUGUCUUGUCGACAUACCGCUAGCUAAACUAUUCAGAGAUAGUAUUUACAAGCGAAGCAAAUGCAAUGCAAAUCGCGAAAAGUAGAAUAGACAAAUGUCCAUUAUAGAUGAUUACGUCUGCCUGAAGAAAGCAGGAGUCUGAAAAAUAAAAAUAAAUAAAAACAUUCCUCCACCCAGAACACCAUGAAACAAAUAGAUUACAUAGAACGAACUUAAACUCGUCUACUAAGUAAAGGUCUCAGAAUGGGAGAAUACCGACUGGAAAAUAUCCUGCAGAAGCGCAUCAUAUUUUCAGAUCACGGCAUGUCAAAUAACACUACUCGCUGGCGCUGCUGCAAGUGCAUUCGUCGCAAAUGUAUGCUCAUUUUCUUUCGUGAAUGAAUUUAAUAAAUCCUUCUCAUGAAAACUGUUA
This is a messenger RNA of Dermacentor silvarum, 1130 nucleotides long. RefSeq names its product plancitoxin-1-like. Lineage: Eukaryota; Metazoa; Arthropoda; Arachnida; Ixodida; Ixodidae. The transcript has 5 exons. Gene Ontology annotation, molecular function: deoxyribonuclease II activity. Gene Ontology annotation, biological process: apoptotic DNA fragmentation. The record is from RefSeq and is a predicted model, not a curated record. Bases 108 to 803 code for a protein of 231 amino acids.